Messenger RNA from Balaenoptera ricei (Rice's whale), 612 nucleotides. RefSeq lists its product as uncharacterized. The record is from RefSeq and is a predicted model, not a curated record. The transcript is spliced from 4 exons. Bases 1 to 612 code for a protein of 203 amino acids. Lineage: Eukaryota; Metazoa; Chordata; Mammalia; Artiodactyla; Balaenopteridae.
AUGCGGCGCCUGGAGGGGCUGUGCCGGCGGCGGCGGCGGCGGCGGCGGGGCCCGGGCCGCGAGCGGAGCGGGGACAAGAUGAAGUACCAGAAGUACCUGACGGUGCUGCAGAUGGCCAUCGGCGUCACGCCGUCCAACCGCGGCAGCCUUCUGCCGCUCAAGAGGAGGCUGUGGGUAACACCAUCCUCUGAAAAUCCUAAUGGUGCUACUUCUAGUGUCAGCCAAGGAAAACCUUCUCUAAGACGAAUUAAAGGGAGACUACACAGAAGCAAAAGCCUUGAUAGCAUCGAUUUCUGUGAACUCACUAUGUUUACCCUCCCCCCAAGCCAUCUCCUAGGGACGCCUUCCCCGAAGCCUCCACCCAAGCAAACCUCCCUUCUCUUCUCUGCUUCCCGUCUCCACCGGUCCUCUACGAUGAGCACAGGAAAGGUCUGCCUGGAGCUGGUCACAGUAAAGCAUCACCCAUUGUUUCCUCACCGAGCAAGGAGAUUUAAGUGUGUAAUUAAGGGCAUUGCAACCACGAGUGUUAAAGAAUCCGGCUUUGACUCGGACUGUUGUCUAACUGUUGUGCUUUGUGUCAAGAUAGGGAUGGUUGAAAUGUUAACAUUGUGA